Molecule: messenger RNA, 3319 nt
Organism: Eriocheir sinensis (Chinese mitten crab)
Lineage: Eukaryota; Metazoa; Arthropoda; Malacostraca; Decapoda; Varunidae
Product: chromodomain-helicase-DNA-binding protein 4-like
Exons: 4
Coding region: 1718-3319 (533 amino acids)
Source: RefSeq, a predicted model, not a curated record
GGCACUUCAUGAUACCCUCAACAGGAAUAAAACAGCAUACAACCAGGUUAUUGAGCGGUACAUUUCCCUGGCACACGGACUUCCUCCUCCACUAGAUGAAUGUCCCUACCUGUCCCCACACAACAGCAAAAACAAACCAAGUUCAUCUCCCUUAUACCCCCAGAAGAACCUUUCCAGGACAGGUGCAACCAUAAAAACCAGCACUGUCUCCCCAGCCAUCUCAUUAAGGCAAGAUUCAUCUUAUGUUGAGGAUGACCUUGUUAGAGAGGUGGAGGAAUCACUGCAGAGGAGGAAACAACAGCUUGGGUUAAGUGAUGACUUUAUAUGUGAGGAGAUAGAUGAUGAGGUUGAUGAGGAUGACCCCACUUGGGAUGGCUCUCAUUACCAUGCCAGGGUGAAAUUACCCAGCAGAUUGCAUAAAAAAAGAAAACUUUCUGAUAAUCUUAUUACAAACACAGUGGGGUCAUCUGAUGAAAACAAGUCUCGAAAGGAAGCAAAAGCACCUGUGGAUGAAGUAAGCCUUUCCCAAAACAAAACUGCUGAUUUGAGGCAGCUUUCUGUGCAGGACAGGCUUUCAGAUGUGAGCAACUUACCAAGAAGAAGAGGUAGACCUCCCAAAAGAAAGUCAGUCCUGGAGGUGAAUGAUGAGGGUAAUAUAUCAAAGAAAAGAUGUAGAUUGCCCAAACAAAAGUCAGUGCAGAAGGUGAGCGAUGAGGGUGAUAUAUCAAGGAAGAGAGGUAGACAGCCCAAAGCAAAAGUGGCGGCAGAGAGUCAAAAAAAUCCGAAGCAGAACAACCCAAGGAACGAACCCAAACGGAGAGGCAGGCCACUCAAGAAGAAUACAACAUUGAGUGUGAACCCCACCCAGGACAAGAUUUCAAACAAAAGGUCACCUGAUGAAAACAAUGAGCCCAAACGGAGAGGGAGGCCAUCCAAGAAGAAUAUAACAUUGAGAGUGAACCCCACCCAGGACAUAACUUCAAACAAAAGGUCACCUGAUGAAAACAAUGAGCCCAAACGGAGAGGGAGGCCACUCAAGAAGAAUACAACAUUGAGUCUGAACCCCACCCAGGACAAGAUUUCAAACAAAAGGUCACCUGAUGAAAACAAUGAACCCAAACGGAGAGGCAGGCCACUCAAGAAGAAUACAACAUUGAGUGUGAACCCCACCGAGGACAAAACUUCAAACACAAGGUCACCAGAUGAAAACAAAGAACCCAAACGGAGAGGCAGGCCACUCAAGAAAAAUACUACAUUGAGUGUGAACCCCACCAAGGACAAAACUUCAAACACAAGGUCACCAGAUGAAAACAAAGAACCCAAACGGAGAGGCAGGCCACUCAAGAAGAAUACAACAUUGAGUGUGAACCCCACCAAGGACAAAACUUCAAACACAAGGUCAGGUGAUGAAAACAAUGUGCCACAAAAGAGAGGCAGACCAUUGAAACAGAAAGCAACAGGGAUUCUUAAGAUCCACACUCAAGACUGUAGUGUAGUGCUGAGAAGGCUUGGUGGGGGCAGGGAGGCCAUCCAGUCUAUAAAUAAAACAAAUGAAACCAGGAUAGUGUGCAGUAUUAGAGGUGCAGAAGAGGAGGAGCAAAGACCUGAAGACAGCAGUGAUGGUAUUGUGAAGCUGGUGCAGGAGGCAGUGGGAGGGACUGCUGGUAUUCUGCAUAGGGUUGAAUAUGGGAAGUAUAUAAUCUGCCUCCUUGACACCAUGGACACGAUGCUUAUCAUGGUAAAUCAAAACUCGCCCAGGGAAACUAGUUCUGGCAAGGAAACAGAAGCAACUACAGGAAAGACUUCCAAAAAAGAGAAGAAAAAAGCCCAAGGAAGAGAACAGAGAACAAGAACUCAUACUGGCAGCAACAUGGAAGCAAACACACAAGUAGAACAAACUGUCAACAAAAUUACUAACAUAGAGAGAAGAAAAAAGGUUGAUCAAACAGCUAAAAAAACUAACAACAAAGAAAAACAGAAAAAAAACAUAGAAAAACAGCAGACAGUGGAUAAGAAAGCAAGGAGUAGCACAAGAACUGAAUCCUCACUCCAUCAUAAGGCGAUGCAACAGUCUGAGUCAACUGUUGAACAUCCUACAGUGAAAAAGAUGGGACAGAAUAACAGCCGAAAAAGGGAGCACAGCUCAAACGCAGUCAAGUCACCGAAGAGACAAAGGAAUGAGUCAAGCGUGCCCGCCAAGGCUUCUGUUGCAACACACCUGGCCAUAGAUGCCAUGUUGUCACCUGGGCAGAAUAGCGGCAUUGUUCCCAGCAGUGAAGGCAAUGUGCUGAAGAGAUUACAUGUUGAUCCAGAUGCAGGAACAGAUAAAGUUACAGGUCAGUUUAUGCGGCAUGAACCUCCAAACACCGGUGAAUCACCAAGUAAGCCAAAAAAAGCACGUGACCUAGAAGUCUCUGACAGAAGUCUUUCUUCCGAUGGGUCAGAGUCAGAGUCACAGGAUGAAGACGGAUCGCUUACUGAUAGUGAUGAAGAUGACAUGAUUUCAGAAUUUAGUGCAACCCAGAAAAAGAAGAGCUCCCUCCAUCGGACACGAGAAAGGCUGAAAAGAAGGAAUUACAGACCAAAGCACAGAGAGUCAGUGAGCAAAGUUAUAUUCGAUAGUGACGAUGACAUCCUUAUUAUGGAACCGCUCAAGCCUGUGCCCAUGUCAGAAGACAAGAAAGACAACACAAAUUCUGUAAAACAUGGAUCACCAUAUGUUUCCCUGAAUACCCAAAGAACCAUUAGGAGAACUGCAGGUGGACACCAGCGAAGCCUGACCACUAGCAGUUCCUACAUCCAAGGCCUCAUCAAUAACUCCAUCAUGAAGAAUGUUCCAGAGAUAAUGACUUCGGCUUCAACCAGGGUACCAGUGGACGGUCAAACGGAGGAGGAACCUGACCCUGAGGACAUGUGGGAUCUCCUGCCAGCCCUCCCCCAGCGGUCCUCCAGCUCCCUUGCCGCAAAGGCUGCCAAGACCAGCCUGCAAGAAUCUGGCAUAACGGAGACUGCAGCCACUGCUCCAGAGAGGCCAACAACUGUCACCAGCACCAACAUUAGUGGUGCAGUCAUCACAUCAAAGGCCUCCAAGGUAAUGAGGAGCUUUUGGAUAGAAAGUGAAGAAGAGGAAGAGGAUAAAGACACAGAAGACACAGAGUCACUCUUCAUGCCCACACUCCCCGUGGCCUCACAGCUGAUCCAAGAGAGCACCGUGCUUUCCAACUACAGCUCCCAUGGCCCCGAGCACUGGAUGUCAGUAGCUAGAGCUAUGCAGAAGCGAAAAAAGAAGCUGCACUUCAGCACCAUCAGAGUCACUUAA